GCGGUGAUGAUGGCGGCGGCGGCGGCGUGGGUCUGCCGGCGGGCUGGGCUGCGCCGGGGGAGAUGGUGUGAGCUCUCCCAUUCUUGUUUGCAAGCUUCUGCAUCAGGGCUAUGGGCAGCUGUACCCCAGCGCUCAGGAUCCAGCACCAGCAGGCCCCCUGCAGCCAGGGUGGAUUCUCCUCUGCCAGCUGGUGUUACUAAGCUUAGUUACCGCUUUGCAUCCUCUCACAAGUACAUUCCCAGGCGAGCUGUGCUGUACGUACCUGCGGAUGAUGAAAGGAAGAUACAAAAAAUCCCAUCACUAAAUGUAGAUUGUGCGGUGCUGGACUGUGAAGAUGGUGUGGCUCUGAACAGAAAGAAAGAAGCAAGGCUGACCGUUGUGAAAACCCUUGAAAAGUUUGACUUCGGCCAUGCUGAGAAGUGUGUUAGGAUAAACUCUGUCUCCAGCGGUCUUGCAGAAGAAGAUCUAGAGGUGCUUUUGCAGUCCAAGACCCUUCCUUCAAGCAUGAUGCUGCCAAAGGUUGAAAAUGUUGAAGAAAUAAGAUGGUUUUCAGACAAAUUCUUACAUCACCUAAAAGGCCGAACACUUGUAGAACCAAUGAAUUUUAUCCCCUUUGUGGAAACUGCAGUGGGCUUGCUCAAUUUUAAGGCUGUCUGUGAAGAAGCACUGAGAAGAGGAUCCCAGGUUGGCUUUCAUUUGGACGCAGUCGUCUUUGGAGGAGAGGAUUUCCGUGCCAGCAUAGGUGCAACAAGCAGUAAGGAAACUCAUGAUAUUUUAUAUGCCAGGCAAAAAAUAGUAGUCACAGCAAAGGCAUUUGGCCUUCAAGCAAUAGACCUUGUUUACAUUGAUUUCCGAGAUGAAGAUGGGCUCCGCAGGCAAUCAAGAGAAGCUGCCUCAAUGGGAUUCACUGGUAAGCAGGUGAUUCACCCCAACCAAAUUGCUGUUGUCCAGGAACAGUUCUCUCCGAGCCCUGAAAAAAUAAAGUGGGCACAAGAACUGAUUUCUGCUUUUGAAGAACAUCAGCGAUUAGGCAAGCAAACAUCUCUCACUGAGGGAUCCUCUUGCUCCACAUCCUAGCGACAUGCUAAAAUGGAGCAUUUACUUUCCAAGGAAGCAUGAUCGACAUGCCAUUACUGAAGCAGGCACAGAACAUUGUUACGCUUGCCACAGCCAUCAAGAAAAAAUGAGCUGGUAAAUGAAGCUCUCGCCAUGGGGCCCCAGUAGCUGUUUUAAAAGAUGAAUAUAAUACUGGGGGGAGGUAAAAAAAAUUUAAGAUGUCAAGCUUAAGCCGAAAUCCAUUUCCAUUUUGCAGAUCUGUCAUAGCCUGCUUGCCAGAACUGCUAAUUGCUAAAACUGUUCCCACUGCUCACUUCUGCACAGCCCAUGUACUACUCAUAACCUACAACGAAGUUACAUCAUCAACUGUAUGACAUCAUGAUAAUUACUAUGAAUAUGGGACAAUGACUUCACUGAAGGAGAAAGGCAAAACAUAAGCUAUGAGCUCUGUUAAAAAAAAGUGGAUGAAAACCGAGUCAAUCACUUCUAUUUGUAUCUACAAUUCUUCCCGCUCCAGCACAGAACUCCUGGCAGAAAGGGCAAAGCCUUGAAUAAUUACGGACCAGUUGAAAUAAUCGAGAUGAAAAUCAUUACCCUGUGCAGGCUUCGCAUCCCUUCCCUUCGCUCUCCUCCCCCCCUUCUGUAAAUGUUCAACAGCCAUUAAAAAUACUGCUCUGACAA
Neopsephotus bourkii (Bourke's parrot) is the source of this 1737-nucleotide messenger RNA. It is a transcript of the gene CLYBL, whose product is annotated as citramalyl-CoA lyase. NCBI's taxonomy places the organism in Eukaryota, Metazoa, Chordata, Aves, Psittaciformes, Psittacidae. Gene Ontology annotation, biological process: regulation of cobalamin catabolic process. Gene Ontology annotation, molecular function: (S)-citramalyl-CoA lyase activity. Bases 7 to 1077 code for a protein of 356 amino acids. The record is from RefSeq and is a predicted model, not a curated record. The transcript has 10 exons.